Molecule: messenger RNA, 4038 nt
Organism: Rotaria sp. Silwood1
Lineage: Eukaryota; Metazoa; Rotifera; Eurotatoria; Philodinida; Philodinidae
Source: the annotation of a GenBank genome assembly
AUGAUUCUAGCACUAGCCAACCGUAUUCGAUGGCAAGGAAAUUGGGCUUUUAGCUGCGACUUUCCUGGCAAUGAUAUCAAUGAUGUUCACGCCUCUGGUGGAGAAUGUGGUGGAGAAUGUUCAAGAACACCAGAAUGUACUCAUUUCUCUUGGACUUCAUGGCAAGGUGGUACUUGUCGGCUUAAAAAGGGACUGAUUUCCAAGAGUCAAGCGAUUCAAGCUGUUGAUAAGACUCAGAUCUGUGGAAUAAUAAUCGAUUCAGGACCGAGUGAUCCUCCAUUAACACCAAUUCCAGGUCCACCGGGGCCACGCGGACAAAAAGGUGAUCGAGGUGCUCGGGGACCACCGGGUAACAAAGGAGAACCGGGAACAAUGGGUCUGACAACACAUUCUUCUUGCCUUUCGCCAACAGAAUUUAAUAAAUAUAUGACUUCAUUUAAAAAUGAAGCUCAAGUAUUGAAACAACAUGCCAUAAUGAUCGAACAACAAGUGAAAGUAGUAAACGUUUUCCGAUCGAGUAUCCAAAAUCUUACCAAAAUAUUAGACAGCAGAGCGUUUCCCGAAGUCAAUACGUCGCAAACACCAAUAAUAAACAAUCCAAUGAAUCCCACAUUCGAAUUUUGGCCGCCAACUGAAGUCUGGUGUCCCUGGCGAACCGAUAGUUGUACGCAGAUGAUUUCUCGACCUGGUCAAAUGACCAUCGUCAUGGAUCAAGCAGUACAACUGGCAUUUGAACUUCAUUUGUCGAUUAGUAAUGAUCCAACAAAUACUAGUUAUGCUAUUCGUCUCGCAGUUACUACGCAACAAGUACAGAUUAGCAAAAUAGUCGAUGGUCUAACGAUAGGUAUAAAUCAAACGACUGAACACGAUUAUGUUUUACAUGAAGAAAAAAGUGUGUAUUGGUUGAGCCUCGAUUAUAUGGCUUUAUCAGUUAAAUAUGGUCAAGGUGAAGUAAGAGAUAGGUACCCACCAUUGUUAGUGGUAGAACCGGACAAAGCAGGUCUUGAUGUAUUUCUUAAUAACUCGGCUAUUCUCUUGACCCGUUUGAAAGAACCAUGUCGAUUAUUAUACUAUGAUAUUCUUGGUUGGAAAUUUCAAGACGAUGCUUUUCCUUAUUUUUUUGAAGCUAUCGAGCAAAGUAUUCGGAAUGAAUCAGGUUGGUGUUACAAAAAACUAAAAGAAAAAUUAACAAGAUUCAAUAUAUCGAAUCCACAUGCUAUUUAUCUAAGAAUUACUGUUGGCAUGAAUCGAGGUACUCCAACCGGCGUUCCCUAUGUUCUGGAAAUUUGGCCACCAGGUCACUACAGUCCCAUUCAUACUCAUAAUGAUACUUAUGGAAUUAUUCGAGUUCUAUAUGGUGAAAUUAACGUGAAACUCUAUCGAACAUUAAGUUCAGAACGAAAAAAUCCAUUUCAUGAAAUGACCCUCUACAAAGAUCAAGCUACUUGGCUUUCGCCCGAUUCUUCUCAAUCCCAAGAGAAGACAUGGAUUGCCAAAGCUGAUUUACAUAAUGAUUCGAGUCCUCUCUCAGUUGGCACAUUAACAUUUACGCAAGCAAAUGUGGUUGGAUCACCAGUUCGUGUUACUGGUACUUUAACAAAUUUAGAGCCCAACACCCGAUAUCAUGGAUUUCAUGUACACAUGUUUGCCUUACCCGAUGGCAUAUGGGAUUGUUCUCAAGCUGGAGCUCAUUGGAAUCCUUAUGAGACAACUCAUGGCGGUCGAAAUGAUCCGACUGAACGAAGACAUGUUGGAGAUCUUGGGAAUAUUUGGUCUGAUGCAUUUGGUACUGUCACCAUUGAUAUCGAAGACUCUAUCAUUCAAUUACAUAAUAAAACAAAAAGUUCUAUUUUAAACAAAUCAAUUGUGGUUCACAAAGAUGAAGACGAUCUUGGUCGUGGUACCUAUAGUGACAGUCAUACGACAGGCCAUGCAGGUGCGCGUCUCGCUUGCGGUAAUAUUAAACUGGUAGAUGAAGCUUCAACUAUUAGUCCAGUGACACGUGUUCUCUGGCCGUUCGAUUUGAAUACCAACGAUUUGAAUAAUAUUUACAAGAGUGAUCCGGUGAAUAGUCCAUCAUAUGUACCAUCACCGGUGAGCCAAACAGCUAUUCAUCUUCGAUCAUCGCUACAACAAUCGGUGACAAUCAUUCAACCAUUCUUGAAUUUUGCUCGUAUUUCAUUUACGGUGAAAUGUUGGAUCUAUCCGACAUCGUUAUCUGUCUAUGACAAUACCAUUCUCUCGCAAUGUCAAAAUCAACCAACACGAAUUUGUCUACAAUUGGGUCUACGAAAUGCGACCCUCUUUAUGGGAUUAUUUGAAGACUAUUUAAAAGGCAAAACAGUACUGAAAGCAAACAAUUGGUAUCAUGUAGCAUAUGUUUUCGAUGCAGCAUCACUUCAACAAGCAGUUUAUCUGAAUGGUAAACAAGAUGCCAUGAGAAAAGCAUCGAAUAGUUAUCAAGGUACAGAAGGUAUUCUGACUAUUGGAACAUCGAAAAGUAGUCGAAUACAUCAAACUUAUUUCGACGGUUACAUCGAUCAACUUUCGUUUGUAUCACUAGUUAAAAGUGUCGAUGAAAUCUGGCGUGAUGCCACUACUAUUAAUAUUCCAUCAGUAAAUUGUGAUGCUCAAAUGGCAAUUAUUCAACAACAAGCAAAAACAAUCGAACAACAAAUUUUGACGACAAAUAACCUCUGGCAAUCAAGUAUGGAAACUGUAUCAUCUAUAUGGGAACAACAGCAUCAAGGAAUUUACGAUGUCAGUCCUCCAUCUGGUAUUCACAUUUGGAAACGAACUGAAACUUCAAUAUAUGAUUUUAGGCCUCCGAAUAAACUUUGGUGCCCUUGGCGAGCAGACUGUACGCAAGUUCUAGAUCAAAAUGGCCAAAUGACCAUUGAAAUGGAUCAGAUGGAGCCUCUACCAUUUGAGUUACGUGCAUCAAUCAGCAAUAAUCCAACCAAUGACACUUAUGUAGUUCAUCUUUAUCUCGAUCAUCAUCGAGCACAGAUCAGUAAAACAGUCAAUGGACAAAAAAUGAUUAUUAAUCAGACGAACGACUAUGAUUGUGUUUUAUAUAAUGAAAAAGUUCGCGGCAAUUAUUGGUUGAGUAUCGAUUAUUCGAAUUUGUUUGUCAAAUAUGGUCAAGGUGAAGUACGAGAUCGAUGUACAGUGCUUAGAAGUGAUAUUCCAAGCAAUGAAAGCAAUCAUGUACGACAAAUUCAAUUUGUUCAUAUCUCACUUAACAACAGUCGUGACAUAGCUAAAUUGAAACAGUUUGAAUACAAAGUUAAAUUAAAAUUGGGUCGAAAUCCAGUGGUCUACGAUCCGCCAUUGAUUGUCGUUUCGCCGAAGAAUUAUGAUUUGAAUGACUAUCGAGACAAGGCAACGAUACCAGUGACAAGACUAGAUCCACCUUGUCAAGCUCUGUAUCAUGAUGUGAUUCAUUGGCGAUUUCAAGAUGACGAAUUUCCGCAUCUUUUUGAGGCGAUUGAGCAAAGUGUUCGAAAUGAGUCAGGCUGGUGUCGUAAAAGAUUAAUCGAAAAAGCCAAUCGAUUCGGGAAGUCGAAUAUUUUAGCUACUUAUUUAAGAAUCACCGUUGGACUUAAUCGAGGCACGUCACCUGGUGUUCCUUUUGUCGUGGAAAUUUGGCCACCUGGUCACUACAGCCCGAUUCAUGCGCACGCCAAUACUUAUGGCAUUAUCCGAGUAUUGAACGGUGCGAUUAAUGUGAAACUUUAUCAAACAUUGUAUGUGAAACGACAGAAACCUUUCUACCAAAUUAACAUUGCCACAGGUCAAGUUACUUGGCUUUCCCCUGGUUUAAAUCAAAUUCAUAAAUUAGAGAACAUAACACCCAAUCAAACAUGUAUUACUAUUCAAGCUUACGAAUAUAGAAGUGAUGAAGUGAGUAACUAUGAAUUUUUUGACUAUAUUAACAAUGAUGGGAACGAGAUCCGUCGAUUUGAUCCCGUAUCUGAUAUAGAUUAUUUUCAAUUCAAAAAGAUCAUGAUGGACGAAUGGAAUAACAAACUUUGA